UCCCCGGGUCGUCCGCGCUCCUCCCUCUCGGCGCGCCGGGCGCGAAGCCUGCGACGCGCGAGCAGAGCGAAGCGCGCAGAGCCGAGUGGCGCACGCCGGGCAGCGGCGCAGGCGGCCGGGAUCGCAGCCGGAGCCCUCACUCGAGCCCGCCCGCCCGUGGACGCCCGGACCAUGGCUGCCGAGGGACCCGGCCCCCGCGCCCGCCUCUGGACGGCGGCCCUGUUCCUGCUCGGUCUGCCGCGCCUCUCCGUGCGGGCGGAUGGGAAGCUCUUUCUGCUGGAGUCUCGGAAUGGCUCUCGGGGGCUGGACCUGGAGGAGGCUCGGCUCUCCUGCAGGAGCAGGGGCGCCCACCUGGCGUCUGCGGAGGAGCUGCGGCGGGUGGUCCAGGACUGCACCUUCGCCGUGUGCGCCACGGGCUGGCUGGCGGACGGCACCCUGGGGACAACGGUGUGUAGCAAGGGGAGUGGCGAGCAGCAAGUCAUGAGAGCUGUCGACGUGAGAAUUGAGAGCAACCCGGCUCCUGGCGGCACCUACAGUGCCCUUUGUAUGAAGGAUGAAGAGAAGCCGUGUGGAGACCCACCUUCGUUCCCACACACCAUCCUGCAGGGACGCACCGGCUUGGAGAUGGGAGAUGAGCUGCUGUAUGUGUGCCCCGGGCACGUCACGGGCCACCGUGAGAGCGCCUUCACCUUGCUGUGUAACAGCUGUGGGGAGUGGUAUGGCCUGGUGCAGGCCUGUGGGAGAGACGAGGCAGAGGCGCAUAUCGACUAUGAAGAUAAUUUCCCUGAUGACAGAUCCGUGUCAUUCAAAGAGCUCAUGGAGGACUCCCGGACAGAGGCAGAGGAGGACAGGGGUCAGGGAGAGGCCUCUGAGCAGGCUCCGAAACAGGACCGCCCAGUCUCCGUUUCUGCGGGUGGAGAAAACGUAGCCCAGGGUACUACCUCUGUGCCGACCACAGGCUUGCCCGGCACCAGUGCGGGGAGCAGCACCCCCACGGACCUGCCAGGACCCAUCCUGAAAGGGAAGUACUUGUUCUGGCUCCCUGCGGAGACCUUUCACAAGCUCGAGCUGGAAAAGGAAGUGGAUGAUGACACCAAGAAGCAGUUCCCUGCUGGGGACAACCACAGCGGCAUGACGCUGGCCCCAGGUGCACCGGAAACCAAGGUGACUUCUAGCAGCACGGAUGGCUCCUCGGGGCCAUCUGUGGGCAGGAAUGACAGCAAGGCAGGGGACCCAAUGGUGAGCAGCAGUGACGAGUCCUGGUUGGACGGCUACCCUGUGACCGAUGGGGCUUGGAGGAAGAUAGAGGCAGAGGAGGAGGAAGCGGAGGAAGAUGGCGACAAAGGGGAUGGAUCGGUAGGGCAGGAAGAAUGUGUCGUAUUUACUCCCCAUCAGCCCUUUCUCGUGGAAGUUAAGAAGCGCAGGAGUACCACCCUCACACCAAGCGAGGACGUGACCCAUAGUUCAGUUCCUCCGUCUCAAACACUAGAUGUAGAAGCUUUUGCUCUCAGACCCAAGAGCGUGUCUGAAACCGAGGGACCCACCCCGGGGGAUGGUGGCUUACCCGGGUACCAGCAGUCAACCGUUCCCUGGAGAUUUGCCACAGAGAAGUCCCCCGUGGCCACCCUACCCUAUGAACUCACCAGCUCUACCCUGCAGACAGAAACAACUGCUGUCCCAAAGACCCCUCACCACAUUCCCUCAACUGUCACAGUGGCCACCCAGACGCCACCCAUGGAAACCGCUGCUCCCGAGGUCCAGGACAACUUCCCGUACCUGCUGUCUGAAGACUUCUUGGGACAGGAAGGCCCCGGCCCAGGUGCCAGUGAGGAGCUCCUUCCCACCUUGGAGCCGUGUGUGGGAGACGAGUGUCCUAGCCUCAGCCGAGGCCCCAUCAUUGCCACCACCGUCACCGUCCUGUGCCUGCUGCUGCUCUUGGCAGGCGUGGGGGCUGUGUGGGGCUACCGCAGGUGCCAGCACAAGAGCUCCGUGUACAAGCUGAACGUGGGCCAGCGGCAGGCCCGGCACUACCACCAGCAGAUUGAGAUGGAGAAGGUCUAGCCACCUUUGGAGCGGGCUCUGCCAAAGCCACGUGGCAGGAAUACACACUGUGACACGUCACACGGAUAAACACUGAGAAUUCACUAGAGCAUGAAAUAGGUGGCAUCGGGCUGGUCUCUUUCCCUCAGGUCUUCGUUCUAUAGGCCGAGCAGGGUCUCUGGGGGCACCUGGCGGGGAGGUCCGGAUGGUCUCUGCACUCAUGUCAACGUCUCCUCAACCAUCUGCCCUGGCAUGAACCACGCUAAUCCAAGAACUGGGCUUGGGCCCUGAUUCCACUGCGAGGUCAAAGCUCAGCCCCUGCUUCGAUACACUCUUGUCUUCUUUUCUUUUGUUAAGAAAUAAAAGGACUGACUCCGUGACCGGAUGUUUUUGAAACAGGCGUGAUGACCAGAGCAUUUGAGGGCAGUGUUAUUUAGGAUACGUGACCUAUGUGCAAAGGUUGGGAAUGAGAUAUAGAAGAAGAAUGGGUUAUUUCCUUUUAAUGUGACGUUGCUGAGGGCAGAUGAGCUAAGCACCAGGACGUAGUCUAGAAGCUCCGAGACUUCUUUGUAAUUGUUGUUGAAACUGGAGAGAAUUUAAGGCUGGCAUUUGGUUGGUGGGAGCGGGGGGCGGGGGGGUUGUGUGAAGGAGGUGGACACACAUCCGCUUCUGUUCCCUCCUUUCUGGGGGACCGCCCCUCGUGUUUUGAAAGACAAGGUUAGCUUUGUACCAGUAAACACCACUUCCUCUUGGAAGAAGUGGCCCUAGUUGUCCUUGACCAGUCUCUGCCUAGGAAUGUCUUAGAAUUUUUGCCAGGACUAACAGAACUCGGUGCUUGGUUUCCUCUCUCAGGAUUAACCGUUUCUCUGAACUUCAGUAACAGGGAGUGACCUGGGAGGGGGGAGCAUUUUAAGAGGGCGAAGGACUAGGCUGUCAGGUGUGGGCACCUCCAGGAUGGGGGAGCACGGGAACUAAGAAAGACGAGGGUGGUCCGCGCUGCUCUAUUCCUCACUCUCUCGUGGCGAUGGCGGGUUCUGUGGGCCCGGCAUGAGUCCAGGCUGGCCUCGUCUGGCUGUUGAGUGACCCAUUUCACCGUAUCCGGGCCAUCUUUCGGUGACUCCGCAAGUACUGUGCACGACAGUGGUUCUCAAAGCACGGUCCUCGGACCAGAGGUGUUGUCAGCACCCGGAAACUGGCCGGGGCUGCAGAUUCCCUGGUGUCGCUGCCCCAGGCGUUGAAGCAAAAACCCUGGGAGGUGGGCUCAGCUCAGUGUUGUAACCAGCCCUCCAGGCGCCUUAACUGCACGCUCGAGUUUGAGAACCGUUGGUUUCCCGUGAGUUUUGAGCUUUGAGGCCUGCUGAAGCUCCAGAGGCCCAGAAGAUGAGGAACCCCUGGGGUCCGUCUUGCACCACAGAGGUCAAUGUGCAACUGAGGGAGCGCUCGAAGCUGGUGCAAUGCCAUCUCCAGCGGUCUCCUGUGCAUUGGCAUAGAAGCAAAACACAUUACAUUUUUCUAAUAUGAAUCACCUCCUUAGAAAUCAUUUCCAUUGGUAGAAAGUGAUGAAGGCAUACAUUUAUUCUGAGACUAAGAGUCUAAGUUUUGUUGUGUCUCCUAAGAGAGAUCCUGAACUUCUUUGUAAGUGAAAAGUGGUUAGGAGUGUUUUAGCUAAGGAAAAAAAUUCUUGAAACAUGCUUUCUACUCCGCCACCUCUUUGGGGUGCAAGCUUUGGAAAAAUAAUAGUCUCCAUAGCUAUAAAGACACGACACAAAACUGAAGGACCUUAGUCUCCAUGACCAGGUAAGACGAAGACCUGAAGACACCAAAGGGGACACCUGUCUGCCAGAUGAAAUCCAGAACAAGAAGAAUGAAAUGCUUUCUGCAAGUAGCCAAAGCAAAACACAACAGAAUAAAAGCCAGAGACUGUAUAUAUUUAUAAAUUAGAUUCUUUUCUAAUCUAUAAGAUACCUUUCCUAUUUUUAACUGCAUAAAGUAACCUCCGUCUCAAAAUUAGGAUUGUGUUAUCCAACUCUUAUGUAAUAACCCAAGAACAUUCACGUCGUACCAACCCCCAAGUAGGUUGUAUUAAUACAAAGGUGUUAAUAAAUGUAUUACAAAUAUAUUAAUACAUGUGAAUGUAUUGUUUUGUAGACAUAAACUGCAAAAGAAGCCCAACACAUCAGUUUUGAAGUUUUCAUUGAUUUGGUGUCCUCUAAAUUAAUGUCGUAGGAUCUAAAAACUCAUAUAGAGAGGGAAUGAUUAAAAUACUGUCAUUAUGCAUGUUUUGAGACUAGGAAAUGUUUAAUGAGCAUGGAAAUGGGUCCAUUAACACAAAGGUUCUGAGAUAUUUAAAAUAAAUGAAUAUGUCCCCAAA
Phyllostomus discolor (pale spear-nosed bat) is the source of this 4411-nucleotide messenger RNA. RefSeq names its product sushi domain containing 5 (gene SUSD5). NCBI's taxonomy places the organism in Eukaryota, Metazoa, Chordata, Mammalia, Chiroptera, Phyllostomidae. The record is from RefSeq and is a predicted model, not a curated record. Gene Ontology annotation, biological process: Notch signaling pathway; cell adhesion. Gene Ontology annotation, molecular function: hyaluronic acid binding.